Aspergillus aculeatinus CBS 121060 is the source of this 1410-nucleotide messenger RNA. RefSeq lists its product as uncharacterized. The record is from RefSeq and is a predicted model, not a curated record. Bases 396 to 1313 code for a protein of 305 amino acids. The transcript has 2 exons. NCBI's taxonomy places the organism in Eukaryota, Fungi, Ascomycota, Eurotiomycetes, Eurotiales, Aspergillaceae.
CUUCCCAACACUACAGAUUCUCAGGCAUUUCCAUUCUCGUUCUCGUUCUUGUUCUUUAACCUCACGCUCAGUCUUUCAUUAUUGUUCUAUUGUCAGUCUCUCAUUUACCUUCAGAGGUUCUGAGUAAAGUACCAGGCACUUAUCAAGUAUACCAGUACAUUCACAGAACCUAAUCGACCCUGACACCAGCUGAUAACCGCCACACAUACCAACUCGAGUACAUCAACCAGCUGCCAAGAUGAUCCCUGCUUGUUAAAGUCCCACCCCCUCCUCUUCCUCGGGGCAUGCGUAUGCAUCGGCUGGGCCGUCAUCCUCACGAUUUUAAGAGAAAAAAAAUCACAUGUCAACAGCCCCCAACUACUUUCUCACAAGGAAAUCCCGCCUUCCCUCAAGACAUGUCUAUACCCUCACGCCCUGGCCCAGGCCCAGAGCAAACGUAUAUUUCACCCGGUGUGAAACCCCCAACGACUAUCAAAGAUUACCCGACACUGGAGGUCACCGAGAUAAGCCUAUCGCCGUGUAUGGAUGCCCCUCAUGCUUUGGAGGAUAGCAGCAUCAUCGCCACGCCCAAAAGAAGACGAACCCCGUCGCCAUCGUCUCCUGCAGCAACAACCACAAGUACCAAAACCAUAAGCUCAUCAUCGUCGUCGUCGUCUUCUUCUUCGACAUCCCGUCAUCGCAAGAGCAGUCUCCACAGCCGCCACAGCAGCUCUCAUUACUCGCAGCACCGUCGCACCGCCACCGCGGUCUCCAUCACCCCGAUCACCGACCAAACCACCCGCAGAGAGGAUCUCCUAGCCCUGCAUCGUGAAUCCUGUCGACUAUUUCAGCAGCAGCAGCAACAGCAACAACAGAAACAACAACAAACAACACCCCCUUUGACCCCGCGCAAUUUGCGCUCCUCCAGCACCAGCUCCAACGCGACGACCACCAGCAACACCAACACCCACGCAAGGGGCAGCGGCGGCGGCGGCGGUGGCGGUGAUCAUUCGCCGAUCUCAAUCCACGAAGUGCUCAAGACCCCCGUCCGCGCAUCCACCCUCCCGGUAUGGGACUAUACCGAUGAAGUCACGACGACGACGACGACACCCAAAACAACCGUGACCGUGAUCGACUGGACCUCGCCGUCCACGCGCCGCCGGGAGUACGAGAAGAUCGACAAGGCGAGCAGCGGGAUGCGGGGGUUCUGGCGGCGAGUGGCGCCGAAAUGGUGUCAGUCGCGGGCUCGUCGGAUGCCAUUUUUCGAGGAGAAGGACGGGAAGGGGAAUUACGGGGGGAGUGUGCGACGGUUCCGAAUGGACAUUCCGGAGUGAUUGAUUCCAUCUAGCCUUUAUUUUGUCGAUAUUUUGAUACCCAUAGAUUGUCGAUCGUUACUUUUUGCUUGGUUAAUGCAAAUCUUACAUCACCUGG